This is a messenger RNA of Vicia villosa (hairy vetch), 726 nucleotides long. RefSeq names its product TMV resistance protein N-like. The record is from RefSeq and is a predicted model, not a curated record. Gene Ontology annotation, biological process: signal transduction. NCBI's taxonomy places the organism in Eukaryota, Viridiplantae, Streptophyta, Magnoliopsida, Fabales, Fabaceae. The coding region runs from base 1 to 726 and encodes 241 amino acids. The transcript is spliced from 3 exons.
AUGGCAUACAAUGUUUCUUCAACUUCUUUUACAUCCAACAUUUCCCAACCAAUCCACGACGUUUUCAUUAGCUUUAGAGGCGACGACACUCGAUGGUGUUUGGAAGAGCUUGUGAAAAUCUUGGAAUGUAAGAAAAAUAAUGGACAGAUUUUAGUGCCAAUUUUCUAUCAUGUACAUCCAACACAAGUAAAGAAUCAGACGGGUAGCUAUGCACUUAACUUGGCGGAGCAUGAACAACUUAGAGAUAUGAACAAGGUUCAAACAUGGCGGCUAGCUUUGAAAGAGGCAGCAAAUUUUUCUGGCUGGGAUUGCUUAGGGACAAGGAUUGAGUCUGAACUGGUAGAGCAAAUUGCAAUUGAUGUAUUGCAAAAGUUGGACUCUAUAACAAGUGGGGGAUUAGAAAGACGUAUCAACACAUACAGGAAAAUUGCACAACAAAAAUUGGAGAAAUCAUUGAGAACUGGUAAUCUUGCAGACAUCGAUGAUCUAGUCAAAACAUUAUACCAACUUGCAGAACUAAAAUUAGAGAAAGCCACACGUUCAGAUGAUUCAGGUGUUUUGGAUGAUCUUAUGGCUACAUAUGAACGUAUCUUACAACUUAAACAAGACAAGUGGAUGCGAACAUAUAGUACAAAAGAUUUAGAGGAUUUUAAGGCUACAAGGAAUCAUGUAUUGUAUAUUCAGAGAGAGCAAUUCAAUCGUAAGAUGGGGAUCCGUGGUAUAUAG